Messenger RNA from Melanotaenia boesemani (Boeseman's rainbowfish), 745 nucleotides. RefSeq names its product claudin-like protein ZF-A89. NCBI's taxonomy places the organism in Eukaryota, Metazoa, Chordata, Actinopteri, Atheriniformes, Melanotaeniidae. The transcript has a single exon. The record is from RefSeq and is a predicted model, not a curated record. Bases 77 to 709 code for a protein of 210 amino acids. Gene Ontology annotation, biological process: cell adhesion; bicellular tight junction assembly. Gene Ontology annotation, molecular function: structural molecule activity. Gene Ontology annotation, cellular component: bicellular tight junction; plasma membrane.
AGAGUCACUUUUUUACAUCAUUGCUAUAGCAACUGGCUUUUUCUUGCGGAGAGUUUUUGGUGCAAGGGUGGUGAAGAUGGCAUCUGCAGGACUUCAGAUUUGUGGAAUCUUCUUGGCCUGUGUUGGAGUUUUGGGUGACAUCAUUGUCUGUGCACUGCCAAUGUGGAGAGUCUCUGCUUUUGUUGGGAACAACAUUGUGACGGCACAAACCUUCUGGGAGGGCCUGUGGAUGAAUUGUGUGAUGCAGAGCACAGGACAGAUGCAAUGCAAGGUCUAUGACUCCAUGCUGGCUCUACCCCAAGACCUCCAAGCUGCCCGGGCCUUGAUUGUGAUUUCCAUCCUAGUUGCCUUCUUGGGACUCCUACUAGCUGUCGCAGGGGGGAAAUGCACCAACUGCAUUGAAGAUAAGGCAUCCAAGAGUAAGGUGGCCAUUACUGCAGGUGUGUUCUUCAUUGUUGGUGGUAUCCUGUGCCUCAUCCCUGUGUCCUGGUCUGCUAACGAGGUCAUCAGGAACUUCUACAACCCUAUCUUGAAUGAUGGCCAGAGGAGAGAACUGGGAGCAGCGCUCUUCAUUGGCUGGGGUACAGCAGGACUCCUAAUCAUCGGUGGGGCACUCCUGUGUUGCCAGUGUCAGCAGCGUAAAGAUGGCGGAUAUGCUAUCAGAUACUCGGCUCCAGGCUCAAGAGCCAGCGCAGGCGCAUAUGUUUGAAACUCAAGACUACUUUCCAGGGAACUGGACGAGCUG